Molecule: messenger RNA, 1981 nt
Organism: Nicotiana attenuata
Lineage: Eukaryota; Viridiplantae; Streptophyta; Magnoliopsida; Solanales; Solanaceae
Product: probable glycosyltransferase At5g03795
Exons: 5
Coding region: 214-1860 (548 amino acids)
Molecular function (GO): glycosyltransferase activity
Source: RefSeq, a predicted model, not a curated record
UUUCUCACCAAUUGUUACUCUUCUCCUUCAUUAUUCCAAAACCUCAUCUCUUUCCUUCACUUUCCCAAGAAAAUAAAUACAUACAUAUAAUAGGAAAAGAAUAUUUCCAAAUUCCAAACACAUAAUAAUAAUUUCCAUAUAUAUAGAAGUUUAAUGUAAUUAUUAUUAGUAAGCUUCUUUUUUUUUUGUUAUUGUUGUUGUUCAUGUAAAAUCAUGGAAAGUUCUAGAAAAAAGAUGUGUUAUUCAACAACAUCAACAAGGGUUUUGUGGAUUAUGGUGCCAUUUAUUUUGGUUUCUAUUUUUUUCGCUUUUGGGAAUAAUUCAAAAAUAUCAACUUCUUUGUUUUCUUCUUCUUCAAGUUGGCUUUUUUCUUCAGUACUUAAAAAAAGUUCCGGCGAUGAGCAACCGGAUUUUCAGCCGAAAGUGGUGGCGGUGGCGGUUGCUGGCAACGGCGGCGCUAACCGAGAAGAAGCUCUGUUGGAAGACUACAGCUUUAACAAUAGUAAUAGUUUUUCUCCACUUACUGCUGAAGCUGAUCAAGAAGUUGAGAAAGAAGCUCAAGAACUUAAAGAAAUUCAGCAACCAGUUAUACAGAAGAAUGAAAGUUUUAACAUUUCCUUGGACGAACCACAUGAGUUCCCUUCGUUGAAUGAAACUCAUGCUCUUCCAAUUGAAACCCGAAUCAAGAGAAAGUUUAGCAAUCUGGAGAGGUUAGAAGCCAAAUUGUGGAAAUCUCGAGCUGCGAUCAAAGAAGCCGCUAUGUCUGGAAAUCAAACAGAUGAUGCCGAUUAUGUUCCAUCCGGUCCAAUGUAUUGGAACGCCAAUGCUUUUCAUAGGAGUUAUUUGGAAAUGGAAAAGCAGUUCAAGGUAUUUGUAUAUGAAGAAGGAGAUCAGCCUAUUUUUCACAAUGGUCCGUGCAAAAGCAUAUACGCGAUGGAGGGGAACUUUAUUUAUCAAAUGGAGACGACCAAAUUCCGAACUAGAGACCCUGAGAAAGCUCAUAUAUUUUUCCUACCAAUCAGUGUGACGUCAAUUGUUCACUUCAUAUAUGAUCGAAACUCCAGAGAACAUUGGAAUCCAAUGAAACAAACGCUUAGGGAUUACAUUAAUCUUGUUGCUGGGAAAUAUCCUUAUUGGAAUCGAAGCCUAGGCGCGGAUCACUUCAUACUUGCUUGCCAUGAUUGGGGGCCUGAAAUUUCCAAGGCUGUUCCGGAGCUAUUCAAGAACUCAAUUCGAGCGUUAUGCAAUGCAAAUACCUCGGAAGGAUUCAAGCCUUCUAAAGAUGUAUCCUUUCCAGAGAUCCUUCUUCCGGGAGGUACAAUGGACGGCCUAAUUGGCGGUCCAUCUCCAUCACGUCGCUCAAUUUUGGCGUUCUUCGCUGGAGGACUUCACGGACCUAUACGUCCAAUACUUCUCGAUCAUUGGGAAAACAAAGACGACGAUAUCCAAGUUCAUAGGUAUCUACCAAAAGGCGUCUCGUACUAUGGCAUGCUAAGGAAGAGUAAGUAUUGCCUAUGUCCUAGUGGUUACGAAGUUGCUAGUCCGCGAAUGGUCGAGGCACUUUACACGGGCUGUGUUCCGGUCCUUAUUAAGGACCAUUACGUGCCACCUUUUAGCGAUGCUUUGAACUGGAAAUCGUUCUCGGUUGAAGUCCCCGUUGAAGAAAUUCCAAACUUGAAGAAUAUUUUGGCUGGAAUUUCGACAAGGCAAUAUAUAAGAUUACAGAGAAGAGGUAAACAAGUGAGGAGACAUUUUGAAGUUAAUUUGCCUCCAAAACGUUAUGAUGUUUUCCACAUGAUCCUUCAUUCUAUUUGGCUUAGAAGAUUAAAUAUGAGACUUCGUGGUGUUGAAUAUUUGUAACAUAUCUGUAUCUUCUUUGUAGUGUUAAAAUAAUUGUGUUUAUGUGAACCACGUGUUUUACAAUGAAAUUCUGUAGAGAAUUACGUUAAUUCGGUGAAAUAUUUUUUUUAUAGGUAAUUAA